AUGUCUUCUUCGUUCACCGAUUGCUACGAUGGUAGCAAAAUAUUCUCAUUUCUCUCCAAUAGGAUUGGUCUUCCAAUUGACCUAGUUAAUUUUUUGAUCGCACAAAUAGCUGCACUUUGCCUGGCCAGACUUUUUCGGAAACCAUUAAGAGUUGCUUCUCCAGAAUUUCGUCAUAUGGUAUGCCUUGUUAUAGGUUUGCUUAUGGGAUAUUUCUGCUUUGGAAAACAAGCAAUUCACUUAUCAGUGCUUCCAAUGAUAACAUAUGUUCUUCUGAAAAUAUUUCCACAACAUAUAAUAGGAAAUAUUGUUUUAGCUGUGUCUAUAGUUUAUCUUUCAUGCAUACAUUUACAUCGACAAAUUUAUCAUACUGCGGAUUACACUCUUGAUAUAACAGGACCCUUGAUGGUAAUAACUCAAAGGGUGACGUCACUGGCGUAUUCACUGCAAGAUAAUUUAAUAAGGAAAGAAAUUAAUGCGAACUCUAAAGGAAAUCUGAAUGAUAAGAAUAGAAUUGACAAGGUACCGUCGCCGUUGGAAUACUUUGCGUAUACAUUGGCGUUUCAGACACUUAUGUGUGGACCUGUCGUGUUUUAUCCCGAUUACAUCAGCUUUAUUGAGUGUGUUCGAGAUGAUGGGAUGGCAAAGGAUAAAGUGGGAGAGAGCGAGCCUUCGCCAAGACGCGCAGUGAUAUACAAAGUAGCUGGAUCUGUGGCCGCUGCUCUGCUCUACUUGUCUCUGGCAAAGAAGUACCCAAUAAAAGCUUUAGAAGGUCUAGUAGACCCCACAUCGGAAGUUUCUCGUUCUUGGUCAGCCGUAUACCUACUCUGGUAUGCGUACCUAUCAACUUUAGUCGUAAGAUGCAAGUAUUACCACGCUUGGCUGCUCUCUGAGGCAAUUUGUAAUAACUCUGGCAUGGGUUUCAACGGAUAUGACAAUGAUGGAACGCCGAAAUGGGACAAAAUGUCUAAUAUCGAUGUUUUUGGAUUUGAGUUUGCACAAAACAUGCGCGUGGCAAUAGCCAGUUGGAACAAAAAUACGAACGCGUGGUUACGUACAGUUGCGUACGAAAGAGGCGGCGCCGCCUGGCGAACGGCCCGUGUAUACUCGCUGUCCGCGGUAUGGCACGGCUUUCAUCCGGGUUAUUAUAUGACAUUUUUCGCAGGGGGACUCUUUACUGAAGCUGCUAAAAAGGUCCGAGUUGUUGCCAGACCGCUGUUCCUAAACAGCGCUAUUAGCAAGUUAUUCUAUGACUCGCUGACGUUUCUCACGACACGUGUAGCGAUGACAUAUGCCACCGUUCCAUUUGUACUGUUGCAUCUGUCACCGAGUCUCGCAUUCUAUGGGCGUCUAUAUUAUUCGCUACACUUCUUGGCUCUGGGAGCUAUGUUGUUGCCAAAAUCGAGAUAUGCCAUCGCUUCUCAAACGGAACCGCGUAAGUCGAACAGUAAAAGUAUCGAAACCAAUGGUGAAGCUAACGGAAAAUUAAAAAUAUCCUAA
This is a messenger RNA of Pieris macdunnoughi, 1497 nucleotides long. NCBI's taxonomy places the organism in Eukaryota, Metazoa, Arthropoda, Insecta, Lepidoptera, Pieridae. The record is from the annotation of a GenBank genome assembly.